AUGAUUUCGUAUUUCGUGAGUUCGUUUUUCGUUCACGUACGCGGUUUUGGCUUUUUCCAAUUACCGCCCACUCGUCUGCCACCUCGGCACUGUUUGUGCUGUUGCAUUGCGUCUGAGUCAGUCACUAAAUCGGUAUCUAUCUAUCUAUCUAUCUAUCUAUCUAUCUAUCUAUCUAUCUAUCUAUCUAUCUAUCUCAGCCUGUUCAUAUCUAUCUAUCUAUCUAUCUAUCUAUCUAUCUAUCUAUCUAUCUAUCUAUCUAUCUCAGCCUGUUCAUAUCUAUCUCUUUUCAUAUCUAUUUAUCUAUCUCUAUUCAUAUCUAUCUAUCUAUCUAUCUAUCUAUCUAUCUAUCUAUCUAUCUAUCUAUCUAUCUAUCUAUCUCAGCCUGUUCAUAUCUAUCUAUCUAUAUAUCUAUCUAUCUCAGCCUGUUCAUACCUAUCUAUUUAUCUAUCUAUAUAUCUAACAGCCUGUUCAUGUCUAUCUCUAUUCAUUAUCUAUCUAUCUAUCUAUCUAUCUAUCUAUCUAUCUCGUAACACUGGUCGGGACAUUGUCUAUCGUAAUUUCUUUUCUCCCACAACCGUAUUCCUAUCCUUCAUCACACGCACCCCUCUAUCUCUAAAUGCCUUUUUAUCUCUCUUACAUUCUCAUUUAAAUCUCUCCUCUUCUUUCUCGCCAGAUAGAUCGUUUCGUCUAUCUAUCUAUCUAUCUAUCUAUCUAUCUAUCUAUCUAUCUAUCUAUCUAUCUCAUUCAGUUAGUUUCUAUCUAUCUAUCUAUCUAUCUAUCUAUCUAUCUAUCUAUCUAUCUAUCUCAUUUAUUAAUAUCUAUCUAUCUAUCUAUCUAUCUAUCUAUCUAUCUAUCUAUCUCAUUCAGUUACUAUCUCAUUCAGUUACUAUCUAUCUAUCUAUCUAUCAUUUUCAGUCAGUUUAUUUGUAUCAUUUUCAGUCAGUUCAUAUCUAUCUAUCUAUCUAUCUAUCUAUCUAUCUAUCUAUCUAUCUAUCUAUCCAAGUUUGUUCAUAUAUUUGUCUUUUCUCAACAAAAAAAAAAAAAAAAAAUGAACAUCUUAAAUUUCCUUCUCAAAUGUUCUAA
Acanthosepion pharaonis is the source of this 1083-nucleotide messenger RNA. Lineage: Eukaryota; Metazoa; Mollusca; Cephalopoda; Sepiida; Sepiidae. The record is from the annotation of a GenBank genome assembly.